Molecule: messenger RNA, 3402 nt
Organism: Salvelinus sp. IW2-2015
Lineage: Eukaryota; Metazoa; Chordata; Actinopteri; Salmoniformes; Salmonidae
Source: RefSeq, a predicted model, not a curated record
GAGUGUCUUUCAAACCAUCUUUUCCAUAGGUUUUAUUUAUGCCGUAAAACAUCGACAGGUUAUGGAAAUUCAGCACCGGAUGAAAGAUAGAGGACUUUGUUAAAGUACAAUAAGUUMAUUUGCUAAGCUGAGUCCUUGUGAAGAGACAUGGAGACUGUGUUUGGACUGUUGGUGAUCUUAGCAGGAGUGUCUCAUGGCAUGGAGAGCCCCUGUGAUGCUAGAGAGGAUGGAGCUCAGUGUUAUGGAGCUCUGGGAGGAACUGUCUAUCUCCAGCUGAUCACCAACGCCAGUGGACAUCAGAUUAGAGUUUGGAAGGACCCAACUGGUGCUAAAACAGAGAUACUCACAAUGAGAGGAAACAUAUCGAUAACGAAAGAGCCUAUUAAAGGCAGGUCAGAGUUCUUUAUAAACAAGGGGAUAUUCAGGAUAGAUAACACAGUAAGGAAUGAUUCUGAUAAAUACUGUGCUGAAACAUUUAAUUCAAAUGGAACAUUAUUGGGCACAAGAAGACUACAACUGUUCAUUGAAGCCCCUGUGACUAAGGCUAAGCUGUCCUCUAAGUGUCUGUCCCAUGGAGAGAUGAGGGUAUCCUGCUCCUCUGAGGGGGACAGUCCCCAGUACAGCUGGACUCUGGAUGGACACCCACUGAACAACAAUGACAACUCUUUUGAUGAGAAGACAAACKCCAUCACACUGCAGAAAGGCCUGUCUGGGGAUCUCAACUGCACCAUCAGAAACAAUAUCAGCAGUGUUACUGUCAGCAGGGUAAUCUUACCUUGUCCAGAGAUCAUAGGGACGGUAGCAGGGUCUCUGGCAGGCAUAGUCCUUGUCCUAGUGAUGGCGUUGGUAGUUUACUGUGUCCAGAAGAAAAAUAAACCUCCAAAGUCUUCAGCUAAGGAUGACAGCCAGGAGGUGGAAUAUGUUGAUGUCAGGAUACAAAAGAAGCAGAAGAGACCGAAUGAGAGGGAGGCGCUGGUGGAGUUGGAGUACGGACAGGCGAAAGGUGCGGGGGGUCCCCAGCAGACGAUGGAGGUGGAGUAUGGACAGUUUAAAAUAUUACAGGGUCCCCGGUGGAAGGUAAACACACCUGAGGAGGAGGACUGUGUGUACGCCAGGGUACAGAAAGGCCAGGGAGAAAGAGACAUGMAGGCUCUGUUUGGACUGUUGGUGAUGUUAGCAGCAGUGUCUCRUGGCAUGGAGACCCCCUGUGAUGCUACACUGGAUGGAGCUCAGUGUUAUGGAGCUCUGGGAGGAACUGUCUUUCUCCAGCUGAUAAACGUUGCCAGUGGAGUCCCUGACAUAUUAUUAAAAACCGAAUCCAAUGAUGCUGCUAAAAUGAUGCUCAAAGUUAGAAACAAACCCUCAGAAAUAGUGAAAUUCCACAAAUCCAUUGAAACCAGAGCACACUUCUUUAUCAACAACGGGACAUUUAGGAUAGAUAACACAGAAAGGAAUGAUUCUGCUGAAUAUARACUAGAMACAUUUAAUUCAGAUGGGRWAMMAUURGKGACCAGRAKACUACAACUGUUUAUUGAAGCCCCAGUGUCAUCUCCUCAGCUGUCCUCUCAGUGUCUGACCCAUGGAGAGAUGAGGGUGUCCUGCUCCUCUGAGGGGGACRGUCCUCAGUACARCUGGACUCUGGACGGACACACACAUCGAGACACUGACGCCUCCCCUGGUGACAAGACAAACACCAUCACGCUGAAGAGAGGCCAGUCUGGAGAUCUCACCUGCACCGUCAAAAACAACAUCAACAGUGUUACUGUGAGCAAAAUAAUCUCCCCCUGUGAGGGGAUUAUGUAUGUUAACUGCACUUCCAACGGGACAAAGAUAUCAGAGUGGGUGAUUGCCACUGGUAAUACCCUGUGUAUUGAGCUUACAACAGUGGCACACACAACUGUGACAAAUGCCUUCACCAGUAAAACAGAUAAAACAGAGGCAACCAAAGAGAUCAUAGGGAUGGUAGCAGGGUCUCUGGCAGGCGUAGUCCUUGUCCUAGUGAUGGUGUUGGUCGUUUACUGUGUCCAGAAGAAAAAGAAACCUCCAAAGACUUCAGUUAAUGUUGACAGUCAGGAUGUGGAAUACGCGAAUAUCAGGAUACUGAAGAAGCAGAUGAGACAGCAGGAAAGAAAGGUGGAGUACAGACAGGUGAAAAUCACUGGGGCUCCCCAUCAGCCAAUGGAGGUGGAGURUGGACAGAAUAAAACAUUACAGGGUCCCCGGCGGAAGGUAGACACACCUGGGGAGGAGGACUGUGUGUACGCCAGGGUACGCAAAGGCMAUUGAGCAAGGUACUAUCUAGAUUCACUAUGACAGAAGGAGGCUGAUUUGGARGAAAGUACUACGCAGUUUCCAUCUUCAUAUGGACAUAUCAUCCCUAACAGGUAUUGCAUAUCCCAUUGUCACUAGAUUCAGGUUUUCAAAUUUGGUCAUUACUUAAUUUGCAAUAUGUACACCAAGUCUUAAAGAACAACCAAGUUAAAUCAUUUGACGAACUAAGUUCAGACUUCCAUUUGCCAAAGUCAGAUUUCUUUAGCUAUUUACAGCUAAGAGACUAUUUACUGAAACACCCCAAAUGGGUAAUAACAAAGGGUGAGCCCUCUCCCAUAGAAAAAGUAGUAAACAAAUAAAGCUGUACCAAUGUGUUGAUAUCAUGGCACAGCGCAAUACUCUGCAAACUAAGUGCAAGUGGGAAUCUGAACUUGGGGAGAACAUUGAAAAUGAAACUUAGGAGGCAAUACCAUUUUGGGUACUUUCUAACACCAGAAACAAUGGUGAAGAUAAGUAAAGAAAGAACYGGUGAAUACUGGAGAAAAUGUGGGGAAUUGUUCACAAACUAUCCACUUAUUUUGGGGUCUUGUUCUAGAAUGAUGAACUUCUGGAAUUAUGUUUUUGACUUUGUAAACAAUAUAUUUAAAUGCUCCCUGGCAAARGACCCAACGAGUGCUUCACUCAAAAUGCUUAUCUAUUGAUUAUACUCUUGUCUGCAGCAAAUAAAKGUAUUACAGCACAUUGGUUAAAUAAGGACAUUCAUACUAUGAAAAAGUGGAAUUGUAGAGUGAAAUAAAUGUAUUUAAUGGAGAAUAAAAUUACUAACAGAUAURUGUGAAAAAAGAUGUGAACCGCUCCUUGUAAAUAACAUUGUGUAGACUUAAGACUCAUUAGUCUUGAAGCAAACAAACAUGUGAUUGAGAUUACAAAUUUUUGCUUUUCUUUUUUCAAAUUGUAUUUCCUUUCGGGGCUUACGGUGCCUUCAGAACGUUUUCACACCCCUCGACUUUUUCCACAUUGUGUUGUUACAGCCUGAAUUUAAAAUGGAUUAAAAUGAGAUKUUGUGUCACUGGUUUACACACAAUAAUGUCAAAGUGGAAUUAUGUUUUUUUUAAAUGUUUACAAAUUAAU